This is a messenger RNA of Psammomys obesus (fat sand rat), 3666 nucleotides long. It is a transcript of the gene Cbx7, whose product is annotated as chromobox 7. The transcript has 6 exons. Gene Ontology annotation, cellular component: PRC1 complex. The record is from RefSeq and is a predicted model, not a curated record. Gene Ontology annotation, biological process: negative regulation of transcription by RNA polymerase II. Bases 276 to 1028 code for a protein of 250 amino acids. NCBI's taxonomy places the organism in Eukaryota, Metazoa, Chordata, Mammalia, Rodentia, Muridae.
UGACCCUCCGGGCGCUCUGGGAGGCCGGCCCCGCGCGCGCGCGCGCGCGCUCUCGCGCGCCCCCGCUCCCCGGCGCUGAGGAAAACGUUGCGCAGGUUCAAAAAUGGAACGUCGGCGGCGUGAGGGAGCGCUGGGGGGUGUGCGCGCGUGCGCGUGCGCGCCCCGCCGAGCCUGACGGGGUCCCCGCCGGCCCGAGCCUCGCGCGCAGCAGCCGCGGACCCGCUGCUCCACCCCCGGCCCGGCCCGACCCCGGGCCCACUCGCCCGCCGCCCCGCAUGGAGCUGUCAGCCAUAGGCGAGCAGGUGUUCGCGGUGGAGAGCAUCCGGAAGAAGCGCGUGCGGAAGGGCAAAGUCGAAUAUCUGGUGAAGUGGAAAGGAUGGCCCCCCAAGUACAGCACGUGGGAGCCAGAGGAGCACAUCCUGGACCCCCGCCUUGUCAUGGCCUACGAGGAAAAGGAGGAGAGAGACCGAGCAUCAGGGUAUAGGAAGAGAGGUCCGAAACCCAAGCGGCUUCUGCUGCAGCAGCUGUACAGCAUGGACCUGCGGAGCUCCCACAAAGCCAAGGGCAAGGAGAAGCUCUGCUUCUCUCUGAUGCGCCCACUCGGCAGCGGGAGCCCUGAGGGGGUGGUCAAGGCGGGGGCAGCUGAGCUGGUGGACAAGGGCCCCUUGGUGCCCACCCUGCCCUUCCCGCUCCGCAAGCCACGCAAGGCCCACAAGUACCUGCGGCUCUCAUGCAAGAAGUUCCCGCCACGCGGGCCCCACCUGGAGAGUCACAGCCAUCGACGGGAGCUCUCCCUGCAGGAGCCACCAGCCCCAGAUGUCCUGCAGGCCGCCGGCGACUGGGAGCCUGUGGAGCAGUCCCCUGAGGAAGAGGAAGCAGACCUGGCCGGUGGGCCCCCUCCCUGGACACCCAUGCUCCCUUCAAGUGAAGUUACCGUGACCGACAUCACCGCCAACUCCAUCACCGUCACCUUCCGCGAGGCUCAGGCCGCCGAGGGCUUCUUCCGAGACCGCAGUGGGAAACUGUGAACAGCGGCUUCCCCUCUUAAACUGUGUUCCGUGGGGCUUGGGUGAGGAAUUCCAGAGACAGGAGGGGCUGGGAGCAGGGUAAAUAUUCUAUUUUUCAGAAAGCAGAAGCAUGGGAAUACCCUAGCACCCUGCCCUUGCUCCAUGAGAGUUGUUUACAGAGUGGCCUCUGGGGCAGGAUGGGAAGGCCAGUGUUGUUUGGGUCUCAUCUCCAGGGCAGAUGGGGACGGGCUACCCUGCCCAGUACGCCUCUGUCGUUAUCUUUCAGAGGCCGAUCCUAGGAGUCGGAGGAGCCCAGGAGGUCCAGACCUUGCCUCGAGCAGUCACCCCAGCUUUCGGGUGGUGUCCCUUCCCUGCUCCCUGACUUGGGUCUUUCACUAUGAACUCUCCACUCCAGCCUUGUGGUGGGACAUGGAGGCUGGCUUUGGCCAGCAGGGACAGGAUCAGGACAACCGGCAUGCCCUGGACCAGGGAAGAGGCUGCUCACCAGGCCUCCUCUGCGUGUGCCGUCUCCCCUUCACUGGCAUGUGUAGAGAUGCCUGUGAGCACGCCCAGCCACCCCAGUAUGCACAUGCGGCCUGUGCCUGUGUUCACACCCGCCCCAUCUGUAUAGACCUGUCCACGUGGACCUUGCACACCUUUAGAAACUGACCAGGUGAACAUGGCGUAACUCACAGCACAAGUGAACUUGCCACGGCACCCUCACUCCACCUUGCACGCAUGUCAUGUGACAGGAUUGGUCUCUUGGUUUGCAGCUGUCAGCAAACAGCUGGGAUCUGGCCUGGCCUGGGCCUGGUGGCAGCUGAUCUCCAAGCCAUAGAUAGGACCAGGCUUCAGGUGUACGAGGUACAGACGCUUCCGCACAGGCUCACAGACACUUGGCCCUUACUUCCUCCCACAGGAGUUCACAUUCUUUCUGACUCAGGUGACUUUCCAGCCUCCCACCCCUCCUUUCUCUACCUUCUCCUGCAGCUCAGCCCAUCUGGGCACCCAUGGGUGCCGGUGGGUGUGGGCAGUCAGGGAGGGAGUGUCCCACCACUUUCUCAGGGCAGUCCUUGUCUUCUGUGUUCCCUCCCCACCCAACCUGAAUGGCACAGCUAAGGAUGACCCCUCAUGCCUGUGGGGAUUGAACUCUGAUGUAUGGUGAGUCAGCCUCCACAAGCCUGUGGUCCUGGAGAGGGGCGCAGCUUUCUAGUUUGCACUGGUGUCCUAUAGACCGACACCUUCCUUCCUGAGGAGGGCCACCUCCCUUGUCAAGGACGCAUUGCUCUCUCACCCCCUGCCAUCGUAGGAACCUGUGUGGCUGGGUCGCAGCAGCCCCCAGUUCUGCUGUGUCUUUAGGAGGGCAGUGGAGUCUGCCUGAACAAGGGUCUCCCAUUCCCAAACCAAAGAGCCUGUACCCGUGUCUGUUUGGGGUUCUGUCCUCAAGCUUCUCCAGUCCCUGGCUUCCCCCUCUUCCUAAUUCUCAGCUGUCCAGGGUUAACUCAGUGCUUCCAUGUGGGGCCAGUCUGCUGUGGGUGACCUGCUUCACCUCCAUCCUGGGAUCUGAACCUAGAGGAUGUCAGGGUGGGCCGGAGAGGGGAGAGACAAAGAGGACCCUCACCCAGUGGGCAGUAGAAGCCUGGGAGUGGAGGAAGCUUGGGUUUGUUCUGGAGGCCCCAGCUCCUGGGCAGAAGGUGAGGGUGGGCGGUGGAGGCUUUUUUUUUGCUGCUGGGUUUGAUGGCCCACAGUACUGGGGGACCGCAUCCAGAGGAUGUCAUGUUCCCCUUCCCUCGGGCAUGAGACUAAAUACCCGUACAGCUAGACCAUGAGGCUCCAAGGGGGCUCCAGGCAGCUGUCUUCUGUCUCUGGCAGCAGGCAGUGGCCUUUUCUCUCACGUGGCCCUUUUAUGAAGCCCACCAGCUGGGAGGCCUAGGGUGGGUAUCCCGCGGGGCAGCUAUGUGGCUCUGGACUGCUGGGGACUGGCCUCCAAGGGAGAAUGACUACAGGUUUGAGUGGCUCCACGGGUUUCCUGCCUGAAGCCCACGUGGACAGUAUACUUCUCCUCCCCCACAUACACACUAACCCCCGACAAGGCCAGUACUCGGAGUGGGAGCCACCUGCCUAUCUUUCCCCUGGCCCCACCCAUUUGAAUGUAGAGAUUGGGUGGUACUUUUCCCUCACUGUGGGUUGUUGGGGUGAAGAUGUGCCUCAACGUCUUGUGUGGGCACUCCUUGGUGCCACAGCUGAGCCCCUCUGGGCUGGGUGGUUAUCGUCUGGUAAGAUGGCACUCUCAUUGCCCAGUUCCACCUCCUGCCCACUGGGGAAGGAGCUCAGUGUCAGUGAGGUGGCAUCAAUUUUUGCUUCAUAAGUGGCGGGCCGAACCUGGCCGCCAGGUCUCAGCACAAGACCGCUUCCUUUGCACAAGAAUGAGCUCCGAGCUUUGUUCAGACUACAUGAAUGUAUUGGGAGGAGUCGGGCACAAGCCUUCCCCCCCCUCUGGGGAUUGUGUUCUGGGGAGAGUCAGCAGGUUCAGAGUGUGGGUUUAUUUUUGUACUGAUAUUGGUAAGAGACUGUAUAGCAUCUAUUUAUUUAGAUGAUUUAUCGGGUAGAUGGGGCAGAAAUUAUUAAGAAUACAUUAAAAUGAUUUUUAAAACGUCUA